CCGGCGCUGCAGCGGGCGGAGCCGGGGCUCGGCGGGGCCGCCUCCCGGUCGAGCCCAGCCGUACCGUACCGUGCCGAACCGUACCGAACCGAACCGAGCCGGGCGCUGCCGGGCAGAGAGGAGCCCCGCCGCACCGGGCGGCACCGGGCGGCACCGGGCGGUACCGGGAGGCACCGGCGGUACCGGCGGUACCGGCCCCGGCGCUCUCCGCGGUGCUGAACGGCUCCGCCGCGCCCGCAGGACGCGCCGCCGGCGGGGCCCGGCCCGGCCCGGCCCGGAGCGGCUCGGCCCGGCCCCGAGCGGCCGCGGGGGAUGGAGCCCUUCCUCGGCUGCACCGGCGCCGCGCUCCUGCUCUGCUUCAGCUACGCCGGUCUGCGCCCGGUGGAGGCAGACAGCCCAUCGGCUCCAGUAAAUGUCACAGUCAAACACCUGAAAGCCAACUCGGCCGUGGUCACUUGGGAUGUGCUGGAAGACGAAGUUGUCAUUGGAUUUGCAAUUUCCCAACAGAAGAAGGACGUGCGGAUGCUGCGCUUCAUCCAGGAGGUGAACACCACCACCCGCUCCUGUGCCCUCUGGGACCUAGAGGAGGACACUGAGUACAUUGUGCAUGUCCAGUCCAUCAGCAUCCAAGGCCAGAGCCCUGCCAGUGAGCCAGUCCUCUUCAAGACCCCCAGGGAAGCUGAGAAACUAGCCUCUAAAAAUAAAGAUGAGGUGACAAUGAAGGAGAUGGCGAAGAAAAACCAACAGCUGCGAGCGGGAGAAAUUCUCAUCAUUGUUGUGGUGUUGUUUAUGUGGGCAGGGGUGAUCGCCCUGUUCUGCAGACAGUACGAUAUCAUCAAAGAUAACGAGCCCAACAACAGCAAGGAGAAAGCCAAGAGCGCCUCGGAGAACAGCACACCCGAGCAUCAGGGCGGGGGCCUCCUGCGGAGCAAGUUUCCAAAAAACAAGCCCUCAGUGAACAUCAUUGAAGCAUGAGAGCCUGACAGCUGAGAGAUGGACUCCAUCCCUCACUCCCACUCUGAGCCGUGAUGAUUGGGGAGGUCAAACAUUGGCGGGGUGAUUUGCAAAACAAGACCUCGUGAUUGUCACUCGCUGGCAUCCACCUCCUCAUCCGUGUUCUGCAAAGCAUCUGGCCAGGAAGGGAAAUCCUGCAAAAAAAAAAUACAAAACAAAACAAAACAAACCCAAACAAAGAGGAUGGAGAAGAAUCAGUGAUGCUGGAGUGAUCCGUGAAUCACCUGGCUUGGAGCAAUGUCUUCCACGCUCCUUUCUACCCUCACACUCCAUCUUCUGGGACAGUUUUCCUGUUUUUUUGGGAAUGCACAAGGUUUUGUUGUGUCUUUCUCUGGUCUCACUGUCACUCCAUGCCGGCAGUAUUCCCAGGCAUCAGGCACAUCCCUCUCCGAGCGGGAAGCUCAUGGCAAACACCACAGAGAAGCCAAAUUUUGGCUGCUGUGUGCUCGGGCCUUGCUUUGUUCAUUGAUGUGUGUCGUGUAACACGUCUUGCAGGUGGGUUUUUCAAACAAACAAACAAACAAAACAAAAAAAGGCAUCCCCCAGUUUCCAUUCCCACCAGGAGAACUUCCCCAGCUGUUCUCCAGCCAGGCUGCAGCACGUUCUCCACUGCUGCUGUCUCUCCUCUCUCACACUGGUGCUCUUCACCUCAGAAAAAUCGGGGAACACUGAGGCACAGCCCAACAUGAGGGGACACCAGAAGCUGUUAUUUAGCUUCCAGGAUAAUUUCAACCAUUUUCUGCGUGGUAUUUUCAGCUGGGCCUGAGUCCACCAUCAAUGGCAUAAAAGGUCCAUAAAAAUGUAGCCAGUCAGCAAAAAAAAAACAAAGAAAAAGACAAAAUACCUGAUGAUACCGGUUGCUAUGCAAGGUCUCCAGGGGCAAGAGCUGUUUAUUGUGGAAGGCUCUGGCCUGAGGGGCAUUUUUUUGAGGGCUUAAGUUCUUAAAAAGCUUCUUUUAGUAAAGUUUCUGUGUGGGAAGGGCUGGUUUUCCUUACACAUCCUUGCCUGUGCUGUUCUCCUGAGGUUGGAACGGCAGGAGUCUGCUGGAGACAGCCCUUCCCAAAAAGGAUGAGGAUGGAUGGGAAAGGGGCUGGGCUUCUCUCUCUUAGGAAAUGCUGGAUGUUUGGAAGUUGACAGGAUCCCUGGGGAUUGCUGGUGCUCUGGAUAGCUGGGAGAUGCAGGACCAUGACAUGAAAAAGAUUUAUUCUUUGUAGUGUGCCAUGGGGUAUCUGUAUUUAUUUAAUUCCUCCACAAGACCACUCCAUAUGCACUUAGGGGAUGAGGCAGGAUCCGAAUUGUUCCGUCACACUCCAAGAGAGGCUGGUCUGAGGAAGGUUUGGAGCUUGUCACAACAAACCUGCACUCAGAGGAGCCUGGGUUGGGAGUCUCUGCAAAGAACCAGGCUGGCAGUGAGGAGCUGCCAUCUCUCCAAUUCCCCUGUCACCAGCUUUUCCCAAAGAGCUGGUUUGGGAGAAAAGCACUGGGAAUUUCUCCUGCAGAAGCGCUGGUUCCAGCCAGGCCAACCCCAAAGGUGUCUCCAGGAUCCUUUGCCUGAACAUACUUUUCCAUCACCAAGAAGGAGAGGUCACCACCUCUGAUACAGACAGAGCAAUAAACAUUUUAUAAUGUACAAUAAAAGAUUAAAGGCAUCUCUUGUGUCCUUGUAAUGCCUGAAUUUAAU
Poecile atricapillus (Black-capped chickadee) is the source of this 2695-nucleotide messenger RNA. It is a transcript of the gene FNDC5, whose product is annotated as fibronectin type III domain containing 5. The record is from RefSeq and is a predicted model, not a curated record. Gene Ontology annotation, molecular function: protein binding. NCBI's taxonomy places the organism in Eukaryota, Metazoa, Chordata, Aves, Passeriformes, Paridae. The transcript is spliced from 6 exons. Bases 313 to 975 code for a protein of 220 amino acids. Gene Ontology annotation, biological process: positive regulation of brown fat cell differentiation.